Messenger RNA from Ectocarpus siliculosus, 5716 nucleotides. Lineage: Eukaryota; Phaeophyceae; Ectocarpales; Ectocarpaceae. The record is from the annotation of a GenBank genome assembly.
AUGACUGGCGACGUCUAUGGUGGAGACAGGCUCCACCAAGUCUAUGGUCGAGACCGUACGCACAACCCAGCAGCUGCUGCACCACGAGGAGGAGGAGAACGGAUCGGCAGCAGCAGUGACCUCGGUUCGGGGACGGUACAGCGGCGACGGGAGGAUCUUGGCAUCAGCGGGGACCAGACAGGAGCACUGGAGAGCCGAGGGUCGCCUUACUCUGCGGGAUCGUUUUCGAACGCCGGUCCCCCGCCGCUGCCGCCGGGAGGGCACCACCAGCCCCAGGGACGCCUCUCCGCACCGCCGCCAAGGCCGGGCCAACGCCCUUCGUUCGACGCCAAAGUGGCCUCUGAGUUCCUUCGACUGAGAGAAUCCAGGGUUUCUCCCCGUGACAGCCCUGCUGAAAUUACUAGCGGAGGAAGGUGGGCAGGAGCACCGGCACCGGAAGCGUUCGAGUCGGACGUGGCGAGAGCCAUGCGUGAUCUCGAGGUUCGGCUGGCGACGGCGGCGGCGGCGGGGGGGGGAGAAGCAGGGGGGAGGGGAGGCGAUGAUGCUGCUGCUGCCGUUGACGGCGGCGGGGGGAGGUGGGUGAAUGGAUCACGGCAAUCUUCUUCGUCUUCGUUGCGGCCUCCUCCUCCUGCUCCUCCUCCGCCAGCAGUGUCGGCGCGACCGGAGCAUUCUGACGACCUCUCCGCGGGCGGCGAAGGCAUGCUGUCUCAGAUGGACAUGCACAGGGUGGUCUCGCGCGGAGGCAAAGGAAAACCCGGUGGGCUGAGGGGUAUGUGGAACGACGACGGUGGGGUUGAAAGAGACGAAACUGGGGCGCGUCGGCCCAAGCCGCAACGAGGAGGAGACUUAGUGGGCAUGCAGGAUGAGCAGGUUAACGCUCCUCCCGAAACCAGGGGCGCGAUGCCUUUCCCCCUUGGCGACGGGCGAAGGCACUCGUCUGUGCAGCAGACGCGAAGGCAAGGGCCUGGGCUAAAGGGCAUGUGGGGCGGAGACGACCCCGCAGCUGCUACUCCCGCCUCUUCUCUCCGCCCGCAGCGGCAAGGGCCCGGCCUCCGGGGGCUGUGGUCCGGCCCGGACAUGGCGGCGGCCGACAUUGCGAGGAGCGAAGCCCAGGCGGCGUAUUUCGACGCGUUGACCCGGGACGUCCAAGAGAAGCGGCAGCAGCUGCUGCUGCGCGGCGGGUCGACCGUGCGAGGUGGUGGUGGCGGGGACGACAGCACGGACAAGGCCAUAGACAGGGCGAAGAAGGCGGCGUACGCGGAAGAGCUCCGCAAGCAGAUGGCGGAGAAGGAGGCGCGCAGGGCGGCGAUGGACGAUGACGGCGCGGCGGGUGGCCGUCGUCGCCGAGCUUCCACAGGCGGUCGCGUGGGCGGCGGCGGUGGCGACAAUCGCGCGCUUUUCACGCCGCGAUCGGACGGCCGAGAGAACCGUCCCGUCCACAGCGUGGGAGGGCCUUCCGCGGGGUCGCCUUUGAGAGACGGCUGGCCUUCUGACGCGUGGUCGACCCCUCCCCCAAGCGGCAGCGGCGGCGGUGCCGUAGACGGCGGCGGCGGCGGCGGCGGCGGCGGGGGCGCCCGCGGUGGACCGGGCAGCGGCAGCGACGGCCAGCUUUCCGCCGCCCGCCGCCGGCUGGUCGAGGACGUAUACGGCGGUGGUGGAAUGGGUGCCGCCUUGGGUGGCACGGGCUACCGCCGCGCCUCGACGGUCAACUACGGUGCCCGUAGCGGCGGCGCCCGCCCCCAAAGCGCGACGGGGCCAGGUGUCAUGGGUGGAGAGCUUCUCGUUGACGCUAGAGCAGCCGGCGGGGUGGAAGGGGCGGCAGUGACGGCGGGCGGGGGUCCCUCGUUCCUGCGAACGGGGGCGGGUGUGCAGAGCCUCCGUGAGUCCGAACACGGCGACAGCAAGUUGCAGAGGAGGGCGGCGGCCCUGGAGCAGCAGCGAGCGCUGGAGGCGCAGAUCGCCGCGAAGGCCAGGGCUAGGAAGCAGGACGAGGAGGAGAGGAAGCGGGAGGAGGAGGAGGAAGCAAGGCAACAGCGUGAACGGCUUCUCCAGGUAGAGGCCGAGGCAGAGGAGGAAAGGCGGCGGAAACAGCUGGAGCAACAGCAGCAGCUGCAGGGCUUGUACCGACAGCAAGAAGAAGCCUUGCGGAAGAAACGCGUUGGUGGCGGUGGUCGCCGCCAAUCGCCGAAAGACGACGGGGAAGAUGCCGCCUACUCCCGCGCCCCUGUGCACGGCGGCAACACGUCCGUCGCGAACGAUAGCAGCAGCGUAGGCGUAGCGGCAGGGCACUUCCCACCGAGUGGUGGGGGCGGACGCGGCGAUGGCGACAUUCGACAAGGCGAGCUACAGCACAGGCAAGCAAUCGACGGCGCGUUCCCCUCGGCCCGUGGGGGCGGCAAUGCCAUUGGCGGCAGCGGCGGCGGCCGCCAGGCUCGACACCGACGUAGCAUCAUCCCGGACGUUGACGAUCUCCCAGCGGGGGCGUACGCACGCGCGCAAGUCCUGCGGAGUAGCCCCCCCAAUCGCACCCCCGCUGGCACCUCCAUGCCUAGCCCUUCCUCGUGGAGACCGGUGUCGGCAAGGAGCGCCGUUGGCGGCGGCGGCGACGACGGCGGCGGCGGCGGGUUGGUGUCAAAGGAAAGGCGCGGAGGUCGUUCGCAUGCUGCUUCUGCUGCUGCCGAUGACUUUGAUGAAGGCACUGGUCGCAGGGGAGACGUGCCGGCGGCGGAAGAGAAUUUUCCGGGCCGCCGCAGGACAACACCAGCACCGGCGUUUGGAGGCGACCGCGACGACAUCGCACGCGGAUCUCCACUGCGAGCGCGCUCCACUCUCGUCCCGCUGUCCAGCCCGACGCUGUUCCCCCCAUUUCCCGGUGACACCGACGCCGACAUCGUGCGGGGGCCGCCGACCGACAGUCCGGGGCUGGCGCAGGAGUCUUUUGCCGGAGGCCGGGGGGCGGUCCACCGGGAUCGGGUGUCUCCCGCCGCGGCGGCGGCGGCGGCGGCGGCGGCGGCGGCGGCGGCGGCGGGUGGGGUCCACCCCCCGCAGGACGAAAUGGACGCGUUCGUGACGAGCUUUACUUUCAUACUAGAGAUCAAUCAAAUAAGAGGAGGAAGGAAGGUCGACGGUAACGAUGACUGCUUGCCCUCCUCCUCCUCCUUCUCCUCGCCGGGGGGGCGGGCCGUCUGCCUGUCGCCGUCACGCGGUGGCCUUCCAGCAAGAAUUUCGCGCGUGAACGGCGUCGUCGGGGGCCGGGGCUCUGCCGCCGUCCCCGGGGGAAACGCCGGGGAGCUGGAGGAGUCUUUGGCGGCUACAUCGCGGAUGGUCAACCCCCCGUCUCUGCCGCGGCCUCCUACCGGUGCCCACGACGACGGCGAGGGAGACGGUGGCAGAAGCGGAACGCGAUCGCGGCGACAAUGUCCCGCGGGGCCUCCGAGCGGGGUAGAGGACGACGCGACGGAUCUCAACGAGCAGUCGCUGACUUCGGACAGCAUCCUGUUUUACCUCUCCGGUCAACAGCAGGAGUCGAUGGCGGCCUCCCCGCCGAUGUUGGCCGAGGAGGCAACGGGGGGGGAAUACGCCAAGAGCGGUCGAACACUUGAGAGCCGUGGUUCGGGAAUCGCCACCAAUAGGUUAGGGAAGGAGUCGUCCCAGGUGGACGGGCGCGACUACCCGUGGGAGGGCAGGAGCAGUGCGGCAGGUGCCGCGAGGCCAUCGACGUUGACGUCGCCUAGGACGGGGGCCUCGGCCCGAGCUGACGGAGGCGGAGGCGGCGGCGGCGGUGGUGACGGGGGUCAGAUGUCUCCGUUGACACGCCUGCUGGCAGAGACGCCCGUCCGGCUGCACGCUGCUUCGGGCGUAAGCGCUGCUUCGGGCGUACACGCUCCGGGCGACUUUCGUGUAGAGCGCGGAGUGGGCUCAUCAGCACGAUUGCCCUUCAGGUCCGAUCCUCAAGCGUACCGACUCGCGACGGGUGGGAACAACACCGACGGCGGCCGGACGAAACAGCAAGAGGCAGACUCUCUGUCCGGCGAAGCCUCGUGGCUCAGCCGGGCGGCCGGCGGUAACGACGGCGACGGCGCCGCCGCCGCCGCCGCCGCCGGGGUAGGGAGGCGAACGCGGGCUCUCUGGGGGCGUCCAGCCUCCGGGGGCACCGCCGGUUCCGGGGGCUCCGCAGAAAGGGCAGAGGGCGUAGAAACCGUUGCCGAGGCUCUGUCGCGAAGGGGGAUCGGGAUGCCCUGGGAAGAGCUGUCGUUGUCGGAGGCGCGGGCGGCGAGUCCGUUGCAUUCGUAGACAGACGUUAGCGGCAAGCGCGCGCACGCGGGGGGGGGGAGGUACUGAUGUUUUGCAAGGCGCGCGAGGGGGGGGGGAGGGGUAUACAUGCUUAUUUUUGGCCUCUCUGUGCUUCCUGGAAGCACGGAGGUAGCGAGCGAUGCGAGUUGGUGUUCCUUUUUUUUGUUGCUGUUGCCAUUUUAGAACCGUAGAGCACGCGGCGGCUUCUAGUUGGCUCUUGUUGUAUCCCGGGAUAUCUUCGGUCGUCCCUGUCCACCUUUUUACUGCGGUAGCGCUGAUACAUACGAGGAACGGGAUGAUGUACGAGGGUAGGAGAUAGAUCGAUGAAGGCUUUCGUAGUUGCGACGGCAUUCGCGCGAUGCUCCAGCGGUCCUCACGCGGUCUGUCUCGCAGCUGGGUGUCAGCCUGUACCUGAUGUGUGUUCAAGCUUUCUUUCCUGCUGCUUGCAUUUGUGUUCAAUCACCCGCCACGGAAUAGUUGGUAAUCGUGUGCUUGUGUGCCCGUUUGUUACAAGAGAAGUGUGUUUUUGGUUCACGUUCCACCUUUCUUCGAAAGGCCAUCAAUAUCAAUGUUGCCGGGCAAAUGUCGAAAAUAAAUUUAUAAUCCGUUGUCUCGCGACCAAAAGCGGUCGUGUUUCUGGUGUCAGCCUCCACUCUCAGCUCGCGGAGGCAGCUUAUCUCGUCCUCGCCGACAAAUACGUUUUUUUUCUUCUAAAAUUAUGGGUUUUUUUUCUUUUUUGUAUCCUCGUUCCAGUGUAGUAUCGGUCGGAGCUGGCAGAGUUCGCUCUUCAGUUGUGUCAUCGGGGAUCGAUGUGCAUGGACAGAGGAAGGAGUACGUACGUGUGGACGGAAACAGAGUUACCUCACGGAGCCCCGCCCGCGGCUGAGACUCUUGUGAAACGGAAUCGUUUUUUGUGUACAGGUUGGGUGAGCGUUGGAUCGAUCGAUGAUGAUGUGCAUGGAGAGAGACGAAGGAGCGACACGUCAUGAUCGCGGUGUUGGGUGGACGGUGAGGGAGCUUUUCCCCUGCGGAGCCUCACCAUGAGACUCGGGAAACUCUUGUAGGAACGAGAUCAUUCUUGUGUAGAUUGGGUGCUGAACUCGAAUCGGUGAUGAGAAGCUCUCGGUAGUUCGACUGCAAGCACACUGACUGGUGGAAUGUUGUGGAGAUAGAUGGCGAACGGUGUUUGCCCCUUUUGUAUGGGGUGGCGACAUGGUGCUUUUCCUGGGCGCAACUCAGCUAUUGUAGUAAGAAGCAGGAAGGAUUGUUGAAAUGAUGUUACUACGGUAGCAUGAAUGUUAUAGUCGGUACGCCAGUAGAUGAUAAGCAUAACGUGAUUCUCUUUGUUCUCCCUCUCUCCCCUUGACGGGAGAUUGCACACCGUGGAGGUGGCGAGUUACCUGAUACCAUGUGCUGUCUCGUU